GAGAAGUGGGACAGCUGGAUCGACGCGGUCAAUUCGGGCGCCAGCCUCACCAGCAACCAGGCCUGGCACGUCGCCUCGGCGUGGGUGCAGGCGGAGGCCGAAGUGGCAGUGAUCGAGAGCACCCUGACCUCCAUCAUCGUGGCCGUGGCAUCUGGCUGGCUGGGGGUGCUGGCGUUCACCCAGGAUCCGUACCUCGCCUGCCUCGUGGUCGGCGUCGUGGCCGGCGUCAUCGUCGGCCUGGCGUUCUUCAUGAUCUGCCUGGCGGGCUGGUCGCUGGGGCCCAUCGAGGUGAUCGCCCUGAUCGUGUUCGUGGGCUACUCCGUGACCUUCAGCCUGCACAUCGCGCACAUCUACCACGAGGAGGGCCGCGCCCAGAUGCCGGCCUCCCAGGAGCACUUCGGCGCCAUCCACGAGAUGGCCGCGCUUUCGCGCCCGGCCCUCGCCUCCAUCCUCGGCAGCUCGGCCCUCGGCUUCGCCGCGGCGCUCUCCGUCGACCGCGACCGCGGUGGCGCCCUCGGUGCCGACCGCGGUGGCGGCGGACAGACACCCGAGGAGCUGGGCUUCUCCGACGCAGGUGACUCCGACGACUCGAACAGCUAUGGUAAGUCUCAGUUCAGCGAAGAGUUCUGCCUGGACAUCGGUGCCAAGGGAUUCCCGAUCCCCACCUUCAAGAUGCUCCAGGCGGCCAACUGGGACGCAGCGACGUAUUUCGCGCAGUUGCAAGGGGCAGGGUACGCAGAGGACGCUUUGCAGAUGACGGGCCCGGACGCGGCCUUGCUGAAGUCGGACUGCAUGAAAGAGCGCGCUCAUGGCAGGUCGAGGCACAUCUUCGUGGGCGAUUCGCAGAUGAUGUCUCUUCGCAAUGCGUUCCACCGCCUCAACAAGUGCCCCGAGAUAUGGUACUCCAAUCACACCGAGCAGGACAUCUCCGACAUGAUGGGCACGGUGCGGAGGAACGAGAAGACCCAGACCAAGACGAAGAGCAACGCCCGCUUCUACUCCCGCGCCGAGCAGGUCCCCGCCCAGCUGCCCCACGGCUGCACGGAGGAGGGCAUUGCAUCCUUCAUCCAUUGGGACGGCUGGGCAAGCCACACGCUGCCCGUGAAGGACAUCAAGAAGGAAAUGGACAUGAUCGGUGUAGACCCUGCGGAGGGGGACAACGUUGUCGUCUGGGUUGGGUCGAACUUCAUCCCGGCAAGGCACAGGAUGAGCGCCCUGCUGCAAUCCAUCAACAAGCUCCACGAGAUGAAGGUCAAGUUGGUGUGGGACUCGCCCGCCUACCAAGACGUGGCCCUGAUGGCCGCCACGACGACCCACAGCGAAGGGCGCGACGAGCGAACUAAGAUUCCCAUCACCUUCAACUCCAUCUCUCAGCGGAAGACCUCUGGGCAGAUAGGCUCAAACGACACGGUGGCGGACAAGACGGAGAAGGCUCUCUACGAGCAGGGCAUCGAGGUCCCCACCACGAAGCGGUGGCAGAUCACCAAUCGCUACCGCGGCCUCCAGUGCGACGGCAUCCACACCGACAUGCGCGCCAGGGACCCCCUCUUCUACGACAUGCCGUGCCCGAUGGGCCAGCAGAAGUACGGCCAGUCCACCUACUGCACCUGGGUGGAGCCGUUCAAGAAGGAGCUCGGCGGCCUCUGCCCGUGGGCCUACGGGCUGGACGACAUGGUGCUCCAGAGCGGGCUCUACGCCAUGUGCGCCGCGCACGAGAAGCCGUUCUGCUAUUCGUACACCGAGCACAUCCGCUGAGAGAACUCGGGGACCCGA
Molecule: messenger RNA, 1773 nt
Organism: Prorocentrum cordatum
Lineage: Eukaryota; Dinophyceae; Prorocentrales; Prorocentraceae
Source: the annotation of a GenBank genome assembly